This is a messenger RNA of Plasmodium yoelii, 555 nucleotides long. RefSeq names its product conserved Plasmodium protein, unknown function. Bases 1 to 555 code for a protein of 184 amino acids. The record is from RefSeq and is a predicted model, not a curated record. Lineage: Eukaryota; Apicomplexa; Aconoidasida; Haemosporida; Plasmodiidae. The transcript has 7 exons.
AUGGAAAGUUUUCUUAAUAGGCUUGAACAAUAUAAACCAGAUGACGCUACCAGAGCGUUUUGUAGAAAAUAUAUAUACUAUUUAGUAGUUUACAAUAUUUUUAUUUUAAUAUUGUUUAUAUAUAGUUUCUAUUCAUAUUCCUUAUCUCCAUAUGGGUGGCUAUUAUUUACCAAUAUGUACUCCUGUGUAUUCCCGAUAUGUGUCUUUAUACGAAAAUCAUAUAUACCCUCAUUGUUGAGGUUUUAUAAUUGGAUGCUAAUUGUAACUAGUAUAUUCUCCGUUUAUAUCAUUUUCGAAGGUUUAUUUAUAUAUGAUUAUAGUGAUUUCAUUUUAAUAAUAAUAUAUUCUAUAUUAACAUGGAUUAAUAUGGGAUUAUGCUGGAAAGCCACACAAAAUAUAUUCGAUGGAGAAAAAGAACAAGAUACACUUUUAGAUAAAUUAAAUCCCGGUUUCAAUGAUUCCAAAAAAAAUAAUAAUAAAAAAUGGAAAAUUAAAAAAAAAUUCUUUGGCAAGGGUAAAACAACAAAAGGCAAUGAAAUUGAUGAAGACGUAUAA